CUAGCUACAGAGGCUCACGAUGGGCACCGUAAUCAUCACCGGCGCCAAUGGUUCGCUAGCAAUCCCAACCGCAGCCCAUCUGUCUUCACACUAUACAGACCAUACAUUACUUCUCACAGUCAGGAACGACUCCAACCAGGAUCCCAACACCGCCCGCCUACGAACGACCCUAAACCGAAUCCCCAACGCAAAAUACACAAUCCGUAAACUCAAUCUCGCAUCCCUAGCAAACGUCAGAGACUUCGCCGUCACCAUCAAGACCGAAAUCUCCCAAAGCACAUUGCCUCCCUUGGUAUCCAUCAUCUGCAACGCCUAUAGCUGGAGCAUCUCCGACGGCCUGCAAUUCUCAGAAGACGGUUACGAGAAGACGCUUGCGGUAGGACAUCUCGCGCAUUUCGACCUCCUGCUGCGACUCGUGGGGAGUUUCGACCUCGGGUCCGCGGGACGAAUCGUCUUCAUCUCGAGCGAUGCCCACUGGCCGGGAAAAGCUUCUCUGGAGGUCUUCCCCCCAACUCUUCCCCAGGAUCUCGAGCUCCUGGCUAGACCGGCGCCAGAUAAGGAGGACGAAAUCAUCGGGCGCGGAUUUCAGCGGUAUGCGCUGUCUAAGUUGGCGAGUCUGCUUUGCAUGUAUGAGAUGAACAGAAGGCUUGAAGCGACCCCAUCCCUCAAGCAUCUCUCCGCCCUGGCCAUCGAUCCAGGCUAUCUCACGGACUCCAGAACCCUGGACAAGGGCGUGCCAUCAACGUGGAGGACCUUCAUGCGCGCCUUCAACUUCCUGAAUCCGGUGGUUAAGAAGCUGCAACCGAAAAUGCGACGGAGUCACGAGGGUGCUGUUGAUGUGGCGAAUGUGGCUGUGGGCGAGGCGUAUGCGGGUGAGAAGGGGCACUUUGAGAUGGGUAGGAGGACGGAAAGUUCCCCGGAAAGUAACGAUGAGGUGAAGCAACGGGCGGUUUGGGAUAAGAGUGUUGAGUGGUGUGGGGUUGGGCAGGAGGAUACGGUGUUGCAGAUUUAG
Westerdykella ornata is the source of this 1012-nucleotide messenger RNA. RefSeq lists its product as uncharacterized. Lineage: Eukaryota; Fungi; Ascomycota; Dothideomycetes; Pleosporales; Sporormiaceae. Bases 20 to 1012 code for a protein of 330 amino acids. Gene Ontology annotation, cellular component: lipid droplet; endoplasmic reticulum membrane; mitochondrial outer membrane. The record is from RefSeq and is a predicted model, not a curated record. The transcript has 2 exons. Gene Ontology annotation, molecular function: 3-beta-hydroxysteroid 3-dehydrogenase (NADP+) activity.